UCAUAGGGAGGCGUGAUCACUCCGCGUUGACACCUUGCAUCGUAUUUAUUUACUUUGUGAAAUAGACACCCCUUGUCUCACCAUGCGGUUAAGUUUGAAACAGGAAGCUUUAGCUACUAUUACGAUACUGAUCGUUCUUUUCAAAGCGUUUCACUGAUGCAUCAGGGUCGCAUCAUCGCUUCAAUCGAGCAAGUAAAUAGUCUCUCCGCCUCCAUCGCCUCUGACAUCGCAUGGCCUUAGUGGAUAAAGACAACAGCCAGCGUAAUAUCAUUGAUUCUACAAACUAUAUUUCCUUUCGUUUUUCUCAUAACUUAACUGAGUAAAUAAGACAGAUGAACUCGUUUUACGACGGAAAAAACCCUAGUGAUUUAGGGUUGGAAGAGGAACUGAGUCAAGUGAACUGCCAAGAUGAGUUGGAGUUUGACUACCUGUUUGAAUACGAACCACCUUGCGACAACUUUCCCGGGGAAGAUCAAGAUGAGCCAAAUCUCUCCUCACAGAGAGUCAGCCCUCCAUCUGGUCUGGCCUACAUCCAGGAGGAGGCUUCCCCCUACAGCAUUAAGUGUAGUGAGCACAACCCAGAGAGCCUCUCUUGCUAUGAGCACCUGGAAGCCAAAAACUACCUGGACCACUCCAGGCUUGGGGGCAUUGCCCUGAGCCCCAGGAUCGAGAUCACACCGUCACGUGAGCACUACAGCGAUGGACGAGAUUCCCUGCAGAACCACACUCUGAACAUCAGCCCCCGUCCCACCCUGACCGUCCCGGGCCACGAAAGCCUGGCCUACCGUGAGCCCCAGUGCUUGAGCCCAGCCUCCAGCAACUCCUCCACCAGCUGGCACUCGGAGAGCUACUCCCCCUGGGCCUCUCCCUGCGUGUCCCCUAGUAGUGGCCAGACCGGGGCUGGGGACCUCUGGCCCCGCUUCCAGAACAUCCACACCGGCUCCCCCCGCACCUCCCCGGGCACCUCCCCCCGCACAGAGGAGGGCUGCAUCGCCCCCCGCUCGCCCUCCCCAUCCCUCAGGCCAGGAUCCCGCUCCGCUUCCCCACAGGGCAAACGCACCUACGACAUGUAUAGGAACACCAGCCUGAUCAACGGGAUCCCUUCCAACAGUCUCCCCCAUAGGGGCCACGAGGAGCAUCCCCAAAAGAACGCAGGGGCCCACUACGGGACCUCCAACAGUCUGGCUGAGGCCAUGAACGGCUAUGGCACUGUCCAGCCUGGUCUAGUCCCCACCAAGAUAGUGAAGACAGCCAACCAGGCAUAUGCCUUCUACCCAGAGAACCACAGGGAGGUCAACUACCUGGUGUCCUGUGAGCAGGAUGUUAAGAAUAAAACUGGGGCUGAAUCCUUCUUUGUGAUCCCUCCCAUCUGGACCAAGCAGAUGGUCCCCAACCUCUGCAGCAUCCCAUUGUCUUCUCUGCCCCCUCUGGAAUGGCCUGUCCCCAGCCAUACAGACCAGUACAAGCUCCAUGUUGACGUGCAGCCCAAGCCCCACCACCGAGCCCACUAUGAGACAGAGGGGAGCAGGGGCGCGGUCAAAGCUCCCACUGGUGGUCAUCCUGUUGUCCAGUUGCAUGGCUACAGGGGAAAGGAGCCACUGGGCCUGCAGAUCUUCAUCGGGACCGCAGAUGAGAGGAUCCUGAAGCCCCACGCUUUCUACCAGGUUCACCGCAUCACGGGCAAGACGGUUACCACCACCAGCUACGAGAAGAUCAUCAACUCCACCAAAGUCCUGGAGAUCCCUCUGGAGCCCAAGAACGACAUGAAAGCAAUAAUCGACUGUGCUGGGAUCCUGAAGCUCAGGAAUGCUGAUAUUGAGCUGAGGAAGGGCGAGACGGACAUCGGACGAAAGAACACUCGUGUGCGUCUAGUGUUCCGUGUGCAUAUACCCCAACCUAAUGGGCAACACAUCUCACUGCAAACCGCCUCCCAUCCUAUUGAGUGCUCCCAGCGUUCCGCCCAUGAGUUGCCCAUGGUGGAUAAACAAGACAUGGACAGCUGUUCUGUCCUGGGAGGUCAGCAGAUGAUUCUGACAGGACAAAACUUCAGCUCCGACUCCAAGGUCAUCUUUACGGAGAAAACCCGUGAUGGACAGCAGAUUUGGGAGAUGGAGGCAACUGUAGACAAAGAUAAAUGUCAGCCCAGUCUGCUGUUUGUUGAAAUACCCUCCUAUCGCGACCUGUCGAUUUGCCAUUCUGCCAAAGUGAACUUCUAUGUCAUCAACGGAAAGAGGAAGCGCAGCCAGCCUCAGCACUUCACAUUCACUCCACUGGCAGUCCCGUCCAUUAAAACAGAGCCUGUGGAUGACUAUCCUUUCUCCAUGACCCAGAUUAUGGGUGUGUCCCCCCAGUCCUACUACCACCACAGCCCUGGGUCCCGUGGGAUCAUCCACCCAGACAACGGCCUGGUCUCCAGCAUGGCCUCCUGCCAGCAGGUCCGCUCCGGCCUCCCCACCCCCGUCCCAGACACCUGCUUCCAGCAGCAGAGCCCAGCCAUUGUGUACUCCCGUGGGGGAAAGAGUCUGAGCGGCAGUCCCGGGGGGCUCUACCAGCAAACUGGGGAGAUGCGGGUGAUGCCCGACCCACACCGCUCCGUCCUGGUUCACACGGGCUCCCCAGCUCAGUCGUCCCCGCUGGGGGCCCAGCAGCAGCAGCAUGGAGGGGGCCAGGGCCAGCACCCCUCCAUUAUCCAGUUCUCCCCCAACAACCAACACCUGCUCCGGGGAAGCGACCCUCCACCUCUCCAGCCUGACAACCAUCAGCACAUCAUCUACUGUGAUGGCUACCCUCAGCAGUCUGGAGCCCAAGCUCACUCCCCUAUCUCGGCCCACUCCCCCCAACAUUACCCAACCACAGUGAUCCAGCAGCAGCCCUAUGUGCCCAAGGCGGUGCCCAAGGGCAGGUCUUCCCCUGGUGGGAUGGAGGCCCAGAGAUGCCCCCCUGGAGAGGAGCAGAGAGCCAGCCUCCCUGGAGGACGGGUCACAGUCAAGGAGGAGAACCUGGAUCAAAUGUACCUUGAUGACGUAAACGAGAUCAUAAGGAAGGAUCUGACUGGCGUGCAGGCCAGAGUUCAGACAUAGACGACAGCAAACAGGAAGUGGACAGCUGCAGCUCGCUCUGCGUCGCCACGGGAACUUCUUCUUCUUCCCUGUGUGCCCAACUGUCCAUCUCCAUAGCAACUAUCAACAAUCAGCUACCAGCAUUUUGGCUGUUCAGUCCUUUUCCUUCAAAUAACUGUUUCUCGGCUAAAAAUUCAGUGCCUUUUACCCAAUACCAAAGAACGUUCUACCAAAGAAAAUCGUCUUAAUUUUUAGGAUCAUCGUAAACUAGAUUGUGCCUUGUUUUUUUGUAUAAUGUUGAAUAGAGGGUGAAAAUUCAUUAAUUCAAGCAAGUCACAAUCAUGGCAGUAGCUGUGGCAAUACUCGGUGUUAAAACCUUAUGCAAACCUUUUCAAGGAACUUUCACCCUCUAAUCUUGUUGACACUUCUACUAAUGACACCAUGCAUAAAAUAUGCCAACAUGUCAGCAUUGCACUGUGAUGUGUGUAUUGUGUUAUGAAAUGUAAUGACCGAAAUUCUUCUUGAGCUUACUUUGAUCAUCUCAUCUUUCUACUCUAAAGGAGACACAUUGCACACUGCCAUCCUAAUAACCCCCAAAAUAUUUGAUGGAAUGUUCAUCUCCCCAUAUUCUUGCUUUUCAAAGUUAUGUGCACUGUUUAGUAGGGGAAUCGUUAUGUAUGUGUAUUCUUACAUGGUGUGUUGUCUUUAUUUCAAUAUUUAAUGUUUUUUUCCUCAUUAUGUUUGAGUCAUGUGAUGAACUUAAUGUAACUAAAAUGUAUAUUACAGUAUAAGCACUUGAUUUGCCGAAGAGGCCAGUGUUUUUAAUACAGGUUAUUAUUUUGAACUGCUUAGAGAAAAAGUAUUCUACAUUUCUCUAUGAAUGAUUGAAUAUUGAAUUAGCCUCAAAGGGCUUAUAUUCAAAUAGUUACAUGCAAAUCCUCACACAGGAAAUAAUUAGUGGGAAAUGUAAUAACGUAUUGUUCCCAGUUACAAAAUUAGCAGGCUAUAAAGAUGUCUAAGCAGGAUAGUUUUUGAGUGUAUGCCUACAAUACAUUUGACUACAAUAGUCUUUCAGUGUCUUCAGAAAGAAUUCAUAACCCUUGACUUAUUCCACAAUUUGUUGUUACGUUACAGCCGGAAUUCAAAAUGGAUUAAAAAACAAUCUUGCCUAUCUACACACAAUACCCAUAAUGACAAAGUGAAAACAUGUUAUAAGAAACGUUUGCAAUGAAAUGCAGAAAUAUUUGAUUGACAAGUAUUCACACCCCCCGAGUCAAUACUUUGUAGAGUCACCUUUGGCAGCGAUUACAGCUGUGAAUCUUUCUGGGUAAUUCUUUCACACCUGGAUUGUGCAACAUUUGCCUGCUGAAAGGUAAAUUUAUCUCCCAGUGUCUGGUGGAAAGCAGUCUCAACCAGGUUUUCCUCUAGGAUUUUGCCGGUGCUUAGCUCCAUUCCCUUAUUUUUUUAUCCUGAAAAACUCCCUAGUCCUUAGCGAUUACAAGCAUACCCAUAACAUAAUGCAGCCACCACUAUGCUUGAAAAUGUGGAGAGUGGUGCUCAGUAAUGUGUUGUAUUGGAUUUGCACCAAACAUAACACUUUGUAUUCAGGACAAAAAGUGAAUUGCUUUGCCACAUUUGUUGCAGUAUUACUUUAGUGCUGUGUUGCAAACAGGAUGCAUGUUUUGGAAUAUUUUUUUAUUCUGCACAGGCUUCCUUCUUUUCACUCUGUCAAUUAGGUUAGUAUUGAGCAGUAACUACAAUGUUGUUGAUUUAUCCUAUCACAGCUGUUUUAAAGUCACCAUUGGCCUCAUUUAAAAAAAAAAAAUGUAACCUUUAUUUAACUAGGCAAGUCAGUUAAGAACAAAUUCUUAUUUUCAAUGACGGCCUAGGAACAUGAGACCAAUAGCUGCCCUUCUUUUUUUUUUUUUUCGCAAUCACAAUCAGCAAUAUACAAUAUAUGUAGUGCUUAUUAUUGUUUGCAUAUACAAUAACAUCCCAAGUAUUCAUACCUGUACUGUACAUACUCUGCCUUACAUUUCCAAGAUAAUCCCACAUUUCCAAGAUGAGCUGUGAUUUCUUUAUUCAGUGUCAUUGUCAUUAUAUGUGUAUUUUGAUGUACAAUCAAACAUGAAAUCAAUAGGAUUUCCUGCAUGUACAGUCAGGUCCAUAAUUAUUGACCUUGUUGAUAAAGCUGACCAAAAAGACAUUAUAAAAUAAAUAAUACAAAUACUGAGCUCUAAAAUUUGGAAGUUAUAUUAUUUUAUAAUAAGACAAUUGCUCAGAGAAAGAGAUUUUGUUUAACAAGUAAUAAUUUCUUUUAAAUUUAAAAGACGGGUCAAAAUGAUUGGCACCCCUGUUUUAAAUAGUCUAGCACACUCCCAUUGGGAGGAUAAUGACAGUCUUAAAAAAGAAAAGAUGUUGGGAGGGAUCUUAGAGCUCCAUAUAUAAUUUUUUCAGAUCCUUGAUAUGAUUUAUUUGCUCUUAUGGACUUCCCUCUUCUAUUCAAACCACUGGUUUUCAAUGGGGUUCAAGUCUGGACUGAAGUAUGAUAAACGACAUUGGCACUUGGAUUGGAACCGGUGCUCUGGUCAGAAGACAGGAAAUAGAGCUCUUUGGACACGGACACCGGUGGUGGGUUUGGCGUUGAAAAACAUAUGCAGAAAAGAACCUCAUAUCUACUGUAAAAUCAGGUGGUGGAUCUUUGAUGUUAUAGGGUGGUUUUGCUUCCACUGGUCCUGGGGACCUUGUUAAAGUUCAACAAACAGCAUCAUGAACUUUACCAAGUACCAGGACAUUUUAGCCCCAAAAAACCUGGUUGCCUCUCAUUGGAGGUUGGAACUUGACCGCAAGUAGAUCCUCCAGCAAGACUUUAAGUCCAAGCACUAACAAAAAUCCACAAAGAAAUGGUUAAUUGACCACGAAAUCUACAGACAUGAACCCAAUUGAAAACCUAUGGUUUUAAUUGAAGAGGCCAGUCCAGAUGAAAUCUAUAUUCUGUACUGAAGAAUGGUCUAAGAUCCCUCCAAACGUGUUCUCCAAUCUCGUAUUUUGUUUUUUGAAAAAGGCUCUGUCGUUUAUCUUCACAAGGGGAGGGUGCUAGAGUAUUGAAAACAGAGGUGCCAAUCAUGUUGACCCCAAUCUUAUUGCACAUUUUAUUGAAUAUUUAAUGAAAUAUAUUUCUCUGAGAAAUUGUAUUAGUAUAAAAUAAUAUAAUUUGACAUUUUUGGGGGGCAUACAAUACAGCUCAAUAUUUAUAUUAUUUAUUUUACACAGUCUUUUUUGCUCAUCUUUAUCAAGGGUGCCAAUAAUUAUGGACCUGACUUUAUAUAUUAACAUUUUCCCAAGUGCUCAAAGUUCUUUUAUAUUGUGUAAAAAGGGAUAGCUUACAUUGGUGUAGAAAGGGACUUUUGUUACGUAUCCAGUGCAAUAUAUUAACAUUUUUAAGAAGAUUCCAAAGAAAAUAUGCUUUACUUAGAUUAUAUAUAGUUUAAAAGUGUAAACCUGAACAGUGUCCAGUCAUUCAUGCCAUUGCUGUUUGUACCGAGAUUUAAAAGUUAACAACCCAGAGACUGAAUCUGCCUGUACGAGCCAUUCUCUCAAUGUACAGCAUACAGUAUGUUUGAAAUAUCCUGAAUGUAUACUUUACGAAAUAGUUUUCCCCUUUAUCUGUAAAUAGUUCAUUGCUUACAACUGCAUAAAUGCUUCUGUUCAGCCUGUUUUUAAUUUCAAAUUUAUAGAGUAUGGUAGAAAAUAUGUUUUAUGAACUGCAUCAGUUGUUUUCUUGCUUUUUCUUUUGUUUUGUUAAUCCAGUGUCUUAGUAAUAUACAAAAAGCCAUAUACAGUGCCUUGCAAAAAGUA
This is a messenger RNA of Oncorhynchus nerka (sockeye salmon), 6917 nucleotides long. Its product is annotated as nuclear factor of activated T-cells, cytoplasmic 2-like. Gene Ontology annotation, biological process: regulation of transcription by RNA polymerase II; cytokine production; calcineurin-NFAT signaling cascade. NCBI's taxonomy places the organism in Eukaryota, Metazoa, Chordata, Actinopteri, Salmoniformes, Salmonidae. Gene Ontology annotation, molecular function: transcription factor binding; DNA-binding transcription factor activity, RNA polymerase II-specific; RNA polymerase II cis-regulatory region sequence-specific DNA binding. The record is from RefSeq and is a predicted model, not a curated record. Gene Ontology annotation, cellular component: transcription regulator complex.